This is a messenger RNA of Trametes versicolor FP-101664 SS1, 771 nucleotides long. RefSeq names its product mRNA turnover protein 4-like protein. The record is from RefSeq and is a predicted model, not a curated record. Gene Ontology annotation, molecular function: RNA binding. Bases 1 to 771 code for a protein of 256 amino acids. Gene Ontology annotation, biological process: ribosomal large subunit assembly; ribosomal large subunit biogenesis; nuclear-transcribed mRNA catabolic process. The transcript is spliced from 4 exons. Gene Ontology annotation, cellular component: preribosome, large subunit precursor; nucleolus. Lineage: Eukaryota; Fungi; Basidiomycota; Agaricomycetes; Polyporales; Polyporaceae.
AUGCCCAAGUCGAAACGCUCAAAAAUCGUCUCGUUGACCAAGGUCGCAAAGAAGACAAGAGAGGACAAGAACGUGUUCCUACAGGAGAUCCAAGAAAAUGCCGACAAAUGGCAAUACUGCUGGUUGUUCGAGGUCGGCAACAUGCGCAAUUCGCACCUAAAGACCGUCCGGAAACUAUGGAAAGACACCGCACGGAUAUUCUUUGGCCGCGGCGCGGUCAUGGCAAAAGCGCUCGGCGCAACGCCCGCAGAAGAGCACCGGCUCGGGCUGCACAAGCUCGCCAAGCAAAUCAAGGGCCAAGUCGGGCUCUUCUUCACCGACACUGCCCCGGAAGAAGUCGUCGACUGGUUCGCGGACUUCCAGCAGCCCGACUUCGCGCGCACCGGCAACCGCGCGACGCGCGCGGUCGUGCUCCCCGCGGGGCCCGUGAUGCAGCAGCACGCGACGCCGCCCGAGCCGUUCCCGCACAACGAGGAGCCGCAGCUGCGCAAGCUGGGGCUGCGCACGCGCAUGGACCGCGGCGUGCCGACGCUCGACGUGCCGCACACGGUGUGCGAGGCGGGGCGGGUGCUCACGCCCGAGCAGACGCAGCUGCUGAAGCUCAUCGGGAUCAGGAUGGUCACGUUCAAGGUCGGACUGCGCGCAAGAUGGGAGGCGGAGAGCGGGGAGGUCGUGCAGGUCGAGGGCGAGGCGGUCGAGGCGGACGCGGCGCCGGAGGAGGAGGUCGAGGCGGCGGAGGCGGAGAGUGCCGAUGCGGUGAUGAGCGAGUGA